Peromyscus leucopus (white-footed mouse) is the source of this 2071-nucleotide messenger RNA. It is a transcript of the gene Mak16, whose product is annotated as MAK16 homolog. Gene Ontology annotation, cellular component: nucleolus; preribosome, large subunit precursor. NCBI's taxonomy places the organism in Eukaryota, Metazoa, Chordata, Mammalia, Rodentia, Cricetidae. The record is from RefSeq and is a predicted model, not a curated record. The transcript is spliced from 10 exons. The coding region runs from base 92 to 988 and encodes 298 amino acids. Gene Ontology annotation, biological process: maturation of LSU-rRNA; maturation of 5.8S rRNA.
CAGGCCGGGCUCUCCGGAAGCGGCUCCCCGGAAGGGGCAUGUCCGCUCUUCCUGGUCCUGCCUGAACGCGGCGUGCUGACCCGCCGGCACCAUGCAGUCGGACGAUGUUAUCUGGAAUACACUAGGAAACAGACAAUUUUGCUCUUUCAAAAUAAGAACCAAGACUCAGGGCUUUUGCAGAAAUGAGUACAGUCUGACAGGGCUGUGCAAUCGGUCUUCGUGUCCUCUGGCAAACAGUCAGUAUGCGACCAUUAAAGAAGAGAAAGGACAGUGCUACCUGUAUAUGAAGGUUAUAGAACGAGCAGCUUUCCCUCGGCGUCUCUGGGAACGGGUCCGACUUAGUAAAAACUACGAGAAAGCACUGGAACAGAUAGAUGAAAAUUUAAUUUAUUGGCCCCGCUUCAUCCGACACAAAUGCAAGCAGAGGUUUACCAAGAUAACCCAGUACCUGAUUCGAAUUAGAAAACUUACCCUGAAACGACGGAAGAAACUUGUUCCUUUGAGUAAGAAGGUUGAACGAAGGGAAAAAAGAAGAGAGGAAAAAGCAUUAAUAGCUGCCCAGCUGGACAAUGCCAUUGAGAAGGAAUUACUGGAAAGACUGAAACAAGAUACGUAUGGCGACAUCUACAACUUCCCCAUCCAUGCCUUCGACAAGGCCCUAGAGAAACAGGAAGCAGAGAGUGACUCUGAAGAUGAAGAAAUGGAUGAUGAGGAAGAUGAAGAGGAUGUGGGAAAAAGAGAGUUUGUAGAAGAUGAUGAGGUAGAUGAGAGUGACCUGAGUGAUUUUGAGGAUAUGGAUAAACUGGAUGCUGGCAGCGAUGAAGAACAAGAUGAUGAAUCCUCCAGUGAAGAAGAAGAAGAAAAGGCCCAUAAGGCCAGACACAAAGGCAAAGCACCCUUGAAAGGACCUUUGCGGAAAAAACGGGCCUAUGUGGAAAUAGAGUAUGAGCAGGAGACAGAGCCCAUGACUAAAGCCAAAACCACAUGAGUUCCCUUCAUCUUUUACCCUGGAAAGUUGACACUUCCAACUGUGUCCUUUUGUGCUGUUUCAUACUGUAUUUAUAUUGUUAAUAUUUAUGUCACUUCAGUGGAGCAAAAAAUCUGGAGUGAAUGGAGAAGAGCCUUAUAUUGUAAAGAGUAUUUUUAUAACAUGUGCUGUAACAGCUUGAGCCUGAGGAGCCUAACAGAUGAGUUCCUAGAGCUAGAAUGGCAUUGUGGCUGUAAAUAUUCCUAAAUUACAAGUGCUAAUUCUCCCAUCCCAAUUUUUACUUAGAAAUGUGUUUCUUCAUCCUUUUUGGUUUUUUGAGACAGGGUUUCUCUGUGUAGCCUGGGCUGUCCUCCAACUCUCUCUUGUAGACCAGGCUGGCCUCAAACUCAGGCUGAACUCGAACUAGCCUCUGCCUCCUGAGUGCUGGGAUUAAAGACGUGUGCCACAAGUGCCUGGCUUCAGUUUUUUUGUUCAGUUUCUCUUAUAAGGACAAACUGAAGUAAACAAAAGUUCCACCUUAGAAUGUUUAAUAUAAAAAUAGACUUUUCCAUAACUCCAUCCACAUGAUCUGGUUAGUCAUCUCAAGUGUCAUUGCAGAGAACAUCUGCAGAGUUCUGCACUUUCCUGAUGCAGCUCACCACUGUGCUGUCUUCACAAGAUAGGGCAAUUUUAGCCAGAAGACCCUGAAACAUGAAACCAAACAGGCAUUAACUUUCGUAAAACCUAUAUCCCCAUUGUCUUUUCUUCACAUACUCAAAAAAUGAGCAUGCAGGGCACUGGGAGAGAGUGCCACCAUCAGAACAGGCCUUACUUAAAAACUUAAAAGUAGCCUACUGACUCUGAAGAGCCUCCUUCAUUCUAGCUAGAACAACUCAAGCUGGACCUCUGGCUGGAAAAUUGUACGAACAGUUUUAAGGGGCUGUAAUGAAAUGUUUAAAUGAACUGAAAAACAAACUAUAUUCCCUUUUGGGGCAUGAGUUUCUUCUUAUGUUCCUUUAAACUUUAGAGACUUCUAAUUGUGGUAAAAAUGGGAAAUUAGUCCUUUAAUUACAUGUAAAUAAAUGAACUUGUAGAUACCGUAAA